UGACGGAGGUGGGACAGCAGCAUUGGCUUUGUGACGCGCUGCAGAGCGGAUUGUGGGUAAUCGUAUUAUUGUAGCAAGCAGAGAGACGUCGGGCGCCAUUUUGCCAGUAGCGACGGGGAGAACAUAAAGGAAAUAGAAAACAGUUUUAAUAACAAUCAUUUUCGAAAAAAGAACAAAGUAGUCGGUAGGAAAGGCGAAGCAAAGCGACUUUGCUGAAAAAGCGCCAAGCACAGAACGGGGAAGAGGAUGGCGGUCGACAGAAGGGACGAGAAAGAUGGUGAACUUAAUGUGUUGGAUGACAUCCUGACUGAGGCACCUGAUCAAGAUGAUGAGCUGUACAACCCUGAGAGUGAACAUGACAUUAAUGAGAAAAAAGGAUCAAAGAGGAAAAAUGAUCGAGGCGACCAUAACGACAGCAAAAGGCCAAGAUCUUCAGGCCAUUAUACCAGGCAAGCUGUCAAGAGAGCUGCAGGUUCCACCAUAAGCAGCAGCAGCAAGAAACCCAUGAAUGCCAGAGGCAGACAUUCUUCAGACUACAAGAAUGAGGAAUAUCACUAUGAUAGAAGUAAGGACUGUGCUGACAGAAAGAACCACUCUGUAAGAGGGAGCAGCUCCAGGGAUGCUCAAAAACCUGUGAGCAGAAGAAAGGAUUCAGACAGGAGGAUUAAACCAUUAAUGGCAGAGGUACCACAGAAACUGCGUCGCACCAGUGUGGAAAGCGGGAGGGCAAGCCGCUCUUCCAAAGAGGGUGCAAACUCAGACGAGUACGGGUCUGACCAGGAGACAGGAAGCUCGGCAUCCUCUGAGGGAAACAACUCUGAGGACGAGGGGAUGGAUGAGGAGGGAGUUGAGUGUGAUAAAGUUGAUGGGGAGGAUGAAGAGGAGGAUGAAGAGGAGGAGGGAGAGGAGGAGGAUGAGGAUGAGGAGUAUGAGCAAGAGGAGGUAGAUCAGCGGGAGAGGAAUGAAGAAAAUGACUACGACACUCGCAGUGAGGCCAGCGACUCUGAAUCCGAGUCGGUGUCUUUCUCCGAGGGGGAAUCUAUUAGAUCUGGAUCAGGAUCUGAAGCUUCAGAUAAGGAGAAAAAAGAGAAGAAGCGGGCUAGAGGGAUUUCUCCAAUCGUUUUUGAUAGAAGUGGAAGCUCAGCUUCAGAAUCUUAUGCAGGGUCAGAGAAGAAGCAUGACAAACUUUCAUCCUCUGUGCGAGCUGUUCGCAAAGAUCCAACAAGUAAGCUGAAAUAUAUACUUCGAGACGCAAGGUUUUUCCUUAUUAAGAGUAAUAACCACGAAAAUGUCUCCCUGGCCAAAGCUAAGGGGGUGUGGUCCACACUUCCAGUAAACGAGAAGAAGCUAAAUGCUGCAUUUAGAUCAGCCAGAAGUGUUAUCUUGGUAUUCUCUGUGAGAGAAAGUGGAAAGUUUCAGGGUUUUGCAAGGCUUUCAUCGGAAUCCCACCACGGAGGGUCACCAAUACAUUGGGUUUUACCAGCGGGAAUGAAUGCAAAAAUGCUUGGGGGUGUGUUCAAAAUUGACUGGAUUUGCAGACGUGAGCUGCCCUUCACAAAAACUGCACACCUCUCAAAUCCAUGGAAUGAACAUAAGCCAGUGAAAAUUGGACGUGAUGGACAGGAAAUUGAAUUGGAAUGUGGAACUCAGCUUUGCCUACUGUUUCCUCCUGAUGAAAGUAUUGACUUGUAUCAGGUGAUUCAUAAAAUGCGCCACAAGAGGAGGAUAAAUUCUCAACCACGCUCGAGAGGACGCCCCGCCCGCCGAGAACCAGGUCGCGAUGUGGGAAGGCGUCGACCAGAGGAAUUUGACAUGCAAAGCAGAAAAAGACCAAGGAUUGACUAUCCACCUGAAUUUCCUCAGAGACCAGGUUUCAUGAAAGACCCUCGAAAUCAACAUGUAGACAGACGUUUUACAGGAGUGCGACGGGAUGUGUUUCUAAAUGGGGCACUCCCUAGCUGGCCACGUCAAACCUCCCAAGAGCAGCACAAGUCUUACAAUGAUUAUAUGAGGGAAUUUCAUCACAGCAUCGGGCCACCCCCUCCCUGGCAGGGAAUGCCCCCCUAUCCUGGAAUGGAACAGCCACCACAUCAUCCUUAUUACCAGCAUCAUCCACCACCACCUCAACCUCACCCACCAUACUCCGGACAUCACCCAGUGCCACAUGACACCAGAUACAGAGACAAACGUGUGCAUGAUUAUGACAUGAGAGUGGACGACUUCUUGCGGCGCACACAGGCAGUGGUGAGCGGGCGCAGGAGCCGUCCCCGGGAAAGGGACAGGGAACGUGAGCGCGACAGACCCAGGGACACACGCCGAGACAGAGAACGCGACAGGGGCCGGGAGAGAGACCGAGAGAGGGAGCGGAUCAGGGACAGGGAGAAGGAAAGGGGAAGAUACCGAAGAUAAUAACCCAGCACUGUUGAAUACAAAAUCCUUUGUGUUUACAAUUGUGAAACUUUGUUUAAGUUGUCCCUUUUUAUAAGAAACAAAAAACAAAUUACUUUUUUGUAUAUUAGAACCAAUGGCCCAUGUAUGUUUUGUGCAUGUAGUGUAACGAACUGGAGAAAAAUCUACCAAAAAUGCAUAUCUUAAACCUUUUCUUGUUUUUGUUUUUAUUUUUUAUUUGAGCAGGUGCAAGAAUAUAUGUAUAUAUCCUGUUUUAUAUGGACACAACUACCUGUUUGCCUUUACUGUUGCCCAGUUAUGUGUUAAUCCUGAAAACCAGGGAUGGUAUCCCUGCUCUCGCCACAUUCUUUGUUGUUUGUUAUUGCACAUGGUUAAAUGAAGAUGUUGCUGCUAAUAAGGAGUAUUCAGCUGUACUUGUACAGUGUAAUGAUGACUGUAUGGCAGUGUUGUAGCAAGUACUUUUUUUAUAGUCCUUUUUAGAUUUCAAACCAUGUAUUUUCCAGUGUUGAAAGAUAAAAGCAAUAUUAAGACACUAUUGCCACCUAUUUUAAACUUAUUUUCAACCGUUUCCUUUAGGACCACUUAGGUUUCCAAUCAAUACUAUAUAUGGCUUAAACUAAUAUACAGUGGCUUGCGAUGUACACAACUUUUAGUAUGUGGUUUACAAAAAAAAAUGGUAGAGUAUCAUUUAGUGAUACUUUUGAUAUGAAAUAAUAAAAAAAAAAAAAAUCUGAUUGUAUUUUUGCUUUGGAAUUGUUUCAUGCUAAGACCAUAUUUUUCUUCAAAGUACAGGCUUUGUAAGUACAAUUUUAUUUGGGAGAAAUGCAUGUAUAUUGGUAUUUAGUCUUUUCUGGACUCGGUGACAUUGGUUUUCAUGUUAUGAAUUUGAAUUAGUACAAAAAAUAGCGUAAUCUCUUUAAAUGCUUGAGGUGUGUUCUCUGCCUACAAGCAUGAUGGUAUUUAAAACUAGAAAUCUGUGGGAAAUGGGUGUUUUGAAUAUUUCAAAGAAUUCUUUUAAAUAUAAUAUAUUCAAAACUGGUUUUACAAGAAUCAUAGUAUUCGUUUAUUUUAUUUAUAAUCCUGUACACUCAGAGGCAGCCCACUAGAGGGAGCCGUGGAUACUGGAUGUAAUUGUUCAAUUUUAACCCAGAACAUAUUGUGAAGUUGCUAAGUAAAAAGUGUCUGGUGUAAUUGCUUCAUUUGUGUUUUGAAAACCAUCUAUUAAAUUAGUUCUAGCUUUAAUGGGAUGAUUUAGCUUGGGUACUAGGCAUUUCCUCAUUGAGACCAAGUCAUCUGUAUACAGUGCUUACAGGUUCUAAAAUCAGAAGAGAAUGACUCUUGCACUGACUUGAUAUUACAGCUGGUAAGGAGAACAUGGUGUCAAAUGUAGGGGAGAGAUUUUGUACUUGAAAAGGUAAUUAAGAAAAUAUCCCUUGAAUACAACCUAAACUAUAAAUAAUGUUUGUUUCA
Molecule: messenger RNA, 3879 nt
Organism: Acipenser ruthenus (sterlet)
Lineage: Eukaryota; Metazoa; Chordata; Actinopteri; Acipenseriformes; Acipenseridae
Product: YTH domain-containing protein 1-like
Exons: 18
Coding region: 247-2409 (720 amino acids)
Biological process (GO): mRNA splicing, via spliceosome; regulation of alternative mRNA splicing, via spliceosome
Cellular component (GO): nucleoplasm
Molecular function (GO): N6-methyladenosine-containing RNA reader activity; mRNA binding
Source: RefSeq, a predicted model, not a curated record